CUCUUUUUUGCUAAUAAACAAGGGAAAUUCAAUAGUUAUGAAAUGUGCUCGAUCUGCUUCCAGCCUCUCACCAGUGCUCAUAGUUCGAACAACUUCCACGACCGAUUCGCGGCCGCGCGCGGAUUUGGAGAAUCAAUUAGUGCCGCGCACGCAGCAACACGGCGCACUUGAGCUAAUCAUCAUCGCCGCACGCACGAUCACCACUUCACCACUCUUCCUCACGCGCGCUGGACGACGGCCACAAAGCCAUGUCCUGAGAGAAGAGAUCGCCUUGCCGCGCAACCCCGUGCCGUAGAGAACAUGGGGGCACGUGCGCUCUGUCUCCUCCUCGCCAUCGUUGUCGCCGCCAGCAGCUUCUUCUCUCCCUCCGUCGCCACCACCGACACCAUCGACCUCACCACGUCCAUCACCGGCAACCAGACGCUCGUCUCGGACGGCGGGGUCUUCACCCUAGGCUUCUUCAGCCCGCCCGGCGGCAGAACGUACCUGGGCAUCUGGUACACCAGCAUCCCGGGCCAGACCGUGGUGUGGGUCGCCAACCGCAACGCCCCGCUCGUCAGCGUCCCCGGCGUCCUAAAGCUCGCCCCCGGCGGCCGCCUCGUCAUCGUCGACCGCCGCAACUCCACCGUGUGGUCUUCCCCCGCGCCCACCACCAAGAACCAGAUAAUCACCACGCGCGCCUCCGCCAAGCUCCGCGACGACGGCAACUUCCUCCUCAGCGCCGACGGCAGCGGCACGCCCCAGAGCGCGGCGUGGCAGAGCUUCGACUACCCGACCGACACCCUCCUCCCGGGCAUGAAGCUCGGGAUGGACUUCAAGCGGCGCCUCAGCUGGAACAUCACGUCCUGGCGCAGCGCCACGGACCCCUCGCCGGGGCCCUUCACCUUCAAGCUCGUCCCCGGCGGGCUCCCCGAGUUCUUCCUCUUCAAUGGCCCCAAGAUGAUCUACGCGAGCGGGCCGUUCAACGGGGCCGGCCUCACCGGCGUGCCCAACCUCAGCUCCGAGGACUUCGUCUUCACGGUCGUGGCCACCGCCGACGAGACCUACUACAGCUACGCCGUCACCGACGCCAAGCUGCUGUCGCGGUUCGUCGUCAACGGCGACGCGCAGCGGCUGCAGCGGUACGUCUGGUCGCCCGACGCCGGGACCUGGAGCAGCUUCUGGUACUACCCAACCGACCCCUGCGACAACUACGCCAUGUGCGGGCCCUUCGGAUACUGCGACACCACCGCCAGCCCGCUCUGCAGCUGCCUGCCGGGGUUCGAGCCGCGCUCGGAGAAGCAGUGGGGGCUAAGGGACACCACCGCCGGCUGUGUCAGGACCACCAACCUCACCACCUGCCCCGGCACCGGCGACGGGUUCUGGCCGAUGAACCGGAUGAAGCUGCCGCAGGCGACCAACGCGACGGUGUACCCGGGAAUGGACCUGGACCAGUGCCGGCAGCUGUGCCUGCGGAACUGCAGCUGCACGGCCUACUCCGCCGCGAACGUGAGCGGCGGCGUCAGCCGCGGGUGCGUCAUCUGGGCCGUCGAUCUGCUUGACAUGAGGCAGUAUCCGGAGGUUGUGCAGGACGUGUACAUCCGGCUACCGCAGUCUGAGGUGGAUGCCUUGACCGCCGCUGCCGCCGCAGCCGCCCACCGACGUCCAAGCAGAAAAGUGCUGAUCGCCGGUGUCGCCGCUGCUGCCGGCGUGCUUCUUCUGUUGGCGAUUGUCUGCUGCUGUUGUUGGAGAAACAGGGCAUUGAAGAAGCUUCAGACUAAAACGGCACCAACCAGCCGAAACGACGACGUGCUUCCGCUCAGGGCCAGGAAACCGCCACUGGGCCCAUCUAGGAAUCAACGGCUGGAAGAGGACCAGAUGGGGAACGACAAAGAUCUUGAUCUACCGUUCUUGGACCUUGAUGUGAUUCUGGACGCAACAGACAACUUCUCUGCGGACUGUAAGAUAGGGCAAGGUGGAUUUGGCUCCGUUUAUAUGGCAAAUCUUGGGGAAGGACAAGAAGUAGCGAUAAAGAGGCUGUCGAAGAAAUCUGUACAAGGGAUUGGGGAAUUCAAGAACGAGGUGAAACUGAUAGCAAAGCUUCAGCAUAGGAACCUCGUGAGGCUGGUAGGCUGCUGCAUCGACGGCGACGAAAGAAUGCUUGUCUACGAGUUUAUGCACAACAACAGCCUAGACACAUUCAUAUUCGAUGAAGAAAAGCGCAAGUUACUAGAAUGGAAGAACCGUUUCGAGAUCAUUCUCGGGAUUGCACGGGGUCUGCUGUAUCUCCACGAGGAUUCACGGGUCAGGAUCAUCCAUAGGGAUAUGAAAGCAAGCAAUGUGCUACUGGACAAAAAUAUGAUCCCCAAAAUCUCCGACUUCGGUAUCGCGAGAAUGUUUGGAGGUGAUCAGACAACUCAGCAUACCAUGAAGGUCAUCGGGACAUAUGGCUACAUGUCUCCGGAAUAUGCAAUGGAUGGCGUGUUCUCUAUGAAAUCUGAUAUCUACAGCUUCGGUGUACUGGUGAUAGAGAUCAUCACUGGCAAGAGGAAUCGCGGCUUUUACGAUGAUGAGCUUGAUCUCAACCUCCUUGGUUAUGCAUGGACUCUGUGGAAAGAAGGUCGGGGUGUCGAUUUAGUGGACGAAGCAAUGGGCGGCACCUUUGACUACAACGUGGUGCUCAGGUGCAUACAGGUUGCUCUCCUAUGUGUUCAAGUGCACCCUCGGAGCAGGCCACUGAUGUCUUCAGUUGUUAUGAUGCUGAGCAGUGAGAAUGCAACGAUGCCAGAGCCAAAUGAGCCUGGUGUAAACAUUGGGAAGAGCUCGUCAGACACGGAUUCAUCUCUAACCAACACUGGAACUAAUUUCACAGGAACUGCAAUAGAUGCAAGGUAGUUUUAGGGUUGUAAUUGUUUUAACUUUGUUGAUCUAGUGGAAUAGUUUGUACAGCAGAGGCAUAUAUUUUUGAACUUCAGGUGACUAUUAUUGAAUCAUAACAUGGUCAUCUACAAGUACAUGAAUAAGAAAUAAGGGAGGAUCAUCAACAAGAA
Lolium perenne is the source of this 3029-nucleotide messenger RNA. RefSeq names its product receptor-like serine/threonine-protein kinase SD1-8. Gene Ontology annotation, biological process: recognition of pollen; protein phosphorylation. NCBI's taxonomy places the organism in Eukaryota, Viridiplantae, Streptophyta, Magnoliopsida, Poales, Poaceae. The record is from RefSeq and is a predicted model, not a curated record. Gene Ontology annotation, cellular component: plasma membrane. Gene Ontology annotation, molecular function: ATP binding; protein serine/threonine kinase activity.